Messenger RNA from Lachancea dasiensis, 411 nucleotides. The record is from the annotation of a GenBank genome assembly. NCBI's taxonomy places the organism in Eukaryota, Fungi, Ascomycota, Saccharomycetes, Saccharomycetales, Saccharomycetaceae.
AUGGCUAAGUUCUUGAAAGCUGGUAAAGUUGCUGUCGUUGUUCGCGGUCGUUACGCCGGUAAGAAGGUCGUGAUCGUCAAGCCUCACGAUGAGGGCUCCAAGGCCCACCCAUUCGGCCACGCCUUGGUUGCCGGUAUCGAAAGAUACCCAUUGAAGGUCACCAAGAGACAAGGUGCCAAGAAGGUUGCCAAGAGAACCAGAAUCAAGCCUUUCAUCAAGGUCAUCAACUACAACCACUUGUUGCCAACCAGAUACACUUUGGACGUUGAAGGUUUCAAGUCCGUGGUCUCCACCGAAACUUUCGAAGAGCCCUCUCAACGCGAGGAAGCCAAGAAGGUUAUCAAGAAGGCCUUCGAGGAAAGACACCAAGCCGGUAAGAACCAAUGGUUUUUCACCAAGUUGAACUUCUAA